UCCGCCGGUGAAACUGCUACAUCGUUCAGCAAAUUUGUUGUGUAUCGUGUCUCCAAUGAUUGUGUUUUGUGUGUUGCAGAGCUUCCCCGUUUAAGAAGUGAAAAGUCCACAAGUCGGUUCUGACCUUCAUUCACUGCUUUUGAGGAAGAGAUUGAGUUUUCAAUCCCCUGCCUGCCAUCAUGUCGAUCUACAUCGCUGUCCACUUUCUGGUCGAUCAGGUGUACGACCACCCAAACUUGUCUGUCGUUUUGUCAGUUAGCUCCCUUCUUCUGUGGCUUUGCGUUCGACGGCCCUACGAUAUUCCACCGAAUCCAUGGUUCAUUUUCCCCAUUGUGGGGCACAGACCUUUAUUAAGGGGUGACCCUAUCAUGAUACUGCGUCGUUUGAGGAAAGAGCUUGGAGAGGUGUUUAGUGUUUAUGUGGAUGCUCAGCUGGUGAUAGUAGUCAAUGGAAUGGCUGCCAUCAAAGAAGCAUUCAUGACUCGAGGGGAGGAAUUUCACUGGAGGCCAAACACUCGAGUUUGUGAUUUGUUCCAUUAUGGUGUCCUAUGCAACUCUGGACGCGAGUGGCGGGAGCAGAGGAGAAUCACAGAGGCUGGCUUACAGCACAUCAAAUCCAGUGUUAUCCCAUUAGUCAGAAGGGAGGCUGCAUGUCUUGUGUCGGCGCUGAAAGAAAAAGAUGGUGAAGCCUUUGAUUCAAAGGUACUGAUGGAGAGUGCUGUGUUCAACGCCCUCACGUCUGUGAUCUGUUCCCGCCGCAUGGAGUACUCGGACGUGAGGUUCGAGAAAGCCAUGUCGCGCUUCAAGGAGAACCUGGAGCUUUUCUCGGACACAAAGUUCCCGAAUUUCUUCCCCUUUCAAAAGUUUCUGAUGGGAGACUUUUUCGACGUGAAGUUCCUGCGCAUCAACAUGACGGAGAUUCACCAGAAGAUCAUCAACCCGGUGUUUGAGGAGCACAGGGAGGAGUAUAGCGAAGACAAGGUGGUGGACUUUCUGGACGUCUACCUCUCAGAAAUGAAACAGAAGAAAGACGUGAAAGGCACCACUGUUGAAGAGAAAAGUUGCCAGGCCGUGCUCUACGACAUGUUGUGGCACGGGACAACUGUGACAGCCGCCACCCUCCAGUGGGCCUUAGUCUUCCUCCUUGGCAAUCCCGAUGUGAAGGAGAAGCUACAGGAGCAGUUGGACCUGCUCUUUACCUCGAACGAGGCCGAGAGGGAGAAGGAAAAAGAUGGGAAAGAUUCCAGUGCCCAGAUGCCACCUCCAGAGCUGCCCACCUACGUCCAAGCGUUCAUCCAUGAGGUCCAGCGAUGUGCCAACGUCUGCCAGAUCUCAAUGGCUCAUGCCGUUGCCAAGGAGAAGUUUCUCAAAGGUUACAGGGUACCGGGUGAUGCUGUGAUUCUUCCGAACUUGGACUCUCUGAUGAUGGAUGCUGACAUCUGGGGUGAUCCCUUCGUCUUCCGCCCCGACAGGUUCAUCAAUGCUGAUGGGAAAAUUUCAGUGCCAACUGAGUUUAUUCCUUUCUUCCUCGGCAUCCGGGGAUGUCCAGCCUCAGGCAUUGCCCAAAGCAUCCUGUCCACGUUCCUGGCCUCAAUCCUCUUCAACUUUGACCUGUCGCCAGAGGUGGAAGGUCAGCCACCAGCCACCACUCGCCAGAAAGGACUCGUCCCAUUACCUCCAGACUUUAAAUCAAAAUUCACGCUCCGACGAUAGAUGCUCAAAUUUGUGUGCUGCAUGUUCUCUUAUUCAUAUGUUUCUGUGUUUGAUAGAGAAAAGCGAAAAGACAGAGAGGAGGGGGAGGGGAUGAGAGAGAGAGAGAGAUAAAGUGGUAGAAAGUGGUGUAAGAGGGAAAGUCCGAGAGAAAAAUGUGGAUUGAUCAGAUUGAUAGAUUGACUCAUAAAAGAAUUUGAUUGUUCAUGCAAAAUGAGAGCAAGAUGAGAUGAUGAGAGGAGGAGGGAGAAAUGGAGAGAGAGAGAGAGAGAGAGAGAGUUACGGAGAAAGUAAAAGUGAUUUAAUCAGACUGGCUUGCGUUGUAAGCGAUUCGUGAUUCACAUAUGGAGAGUCUUAACUCGUUCUGAAAGAAAAGUGAGAAAGUGCAAAAACUUUCACUGUGUUUGGUGAAGACUGUCGAAUCUGUAAGCUGAACUUAUUUGUUAACUCUUGAAUGUUUUUUUUCAAACUUUGAAUCGUUGCUGAUGAUAUUAUUAUGUCACUGUUCUUUUUUUUUUUUUAGACGCUGUCUUAGAUACUAUGCCUUUUUGUUAUUUGUUUUUAGCUCCCACCUAUUGCGUACUGUCAUGGGACGAUCAUAGUUAGUUGUUUAAAGUGUCUGAAAUUUUGUUGCCUCUCUAUUUUCUGUACCACUCAAAUGUUUAAGACUGUCUUCCCUGUAUUACUGCAUGUGAAUUUAUCUUCAACAGCUUAUCUGGGUAGUUCUGGUGAUGAUGGUUCUAAGGUUUGGCAAACAUCUGCUGGUUGCUGAAUGCGCGUGCGUUGUUUUGUGUUCUGAAAAUGUUUUGGAUGUCUGUGAUGGCCUCUAUAUCUCUCAUUGGAUCUUUAAUUUUUUAACGUAAGGGGCUCUGGUUGCUGUUUGUGAAAAACCCCCCAAAAAACUUCUACUUUUAUAGUGUGAUUUGCUGACUUUGUUUCUGUUCGUUCAAUUUCUGCUCUUUAUUUUGGAAAUGACUUUAAUCUUUUUUUUUUUUUUCUAUUUUGUUGCACCUCUUUGUUUUGCCAAAGAUCUGAUGGAGUCCUCCACUUCGUACCUUACUGCUAAUUCUAUAUGAUUUUAGUCUCCUGAAGUCAUUGAUGCUAUUGUAAUAAUGUUGAUUUUGGUUGAUUUGUCCUCUGAGACAAGAGUUUCAUAUCAGGGAUGUAUAUUUGUUGAAAGUGUAUCAUUAUGCACAAAUUUACUUUCCGCCAGCGUACUUUUUUGUUUAUCCUCUCUUUGUAUUCCAUAGUCCCACGUGAAAAUGUUUUUUUUGUUGUUUGUGUCAAAAUCAGGUUAGAGACACUGAAACUUAAUCUUAUAAAUUUGCUAUACAGGGUUAGAAAAUCUUUGUUCCCUUCAUUUUUAAAGAUGUGUAAAAUGACAGCCAUUCUGUCAUAGUGCAUUGGUUUAACUCUCUGGACCUCAAACAGGUAUUUCUGAUACUCCUUGUGAAAUUGAUUGCACUGUUAGUUGAUGGACAUUUAGUGCUGACGGUGUAUCACGCCAAUAACACCAAGUAAUGGGGCUAUAAAGGAAGAGGAAGACCAUGCAAAAGAUGGAUUGAUGGAUUCAAGGGAACUCUGAGAAAUUAUAACGUCUCAACUGAAAAAACUGUAGAGCUGGCCUACCAUAGAAAACUACAUUUACCCUUGGCGCUUAAUGGCAACUGAGGAUUAAAAAAAAAUAAAAAAGUAAAGAUAAGGUGAUUUAUGUUAGGCCGCAACCAUGUCCUGAACUCUCAUAUCAGCUUUUGUGAAAUUGGGUUGUUUGAGAAAUUUUUCCUAGCACCUUGCCCAGUGGGCUAGGUGCUAGGUGGUAAAGAAUAUUGGAUCUUCUGUUUUGAAGAACCUCACUACUCUGUUCAGUUGCACACAGUACCUUACGACAUGAAGUGUAGUUUCUGUUUUGGUGACUCUGGCCUCAUUUUUGACUGGUAAAUCAUCAUAACAUAGUCGCGUUGUUCAAAUAUGAGCUGUGGUGUCUUUCUGAUCUUCACAUGAUUUAUGCCGUCACUGCUGAAAGAGAAGACUGGGGCGACUAUGACUGGAGAAUAGAAAUACUUGUAAAAUAUGCACAUGAGCUCUUUAUUGGUUGUCAGCUUUGAAGUAGACUUAUUACGUAUUGAUGAGUUUGUGUUUACUUUUUCUUUCAUUAUAUAUUAUGUAAGCUUUUAUUUAGUUUUGUUUUAUAGUUGUGUUAUAAAAGUGUGAAACUACAAUGUGAUUUUCAUUUCGAUGUUUUCCGUACUAAUCCUUUUUUUUAAUGAUGUCAUUUGGGUUCUUUUUUUUUUUUUUUCCUUCAAUUUUUAUUCUGUUGUUGUUUUUAUUUAGCGAUAGAAGAAUUGUGAUGUACAUUUUUGAGAGGUUCAUGUUACUCUCACUAAAAGUGUAGUGGCUAAAUGCCUGCUUGGGCAUUGUGACUUCUAAAAGCUGACAUUUUGCUCCCUUCUUCAGUUUGCUUUUGAAUUUUCUGGAGUCUUGUUUUGUGAAAGAAGGGGGCUGUAACUUGGUAUUAAUCUUUUGUUUGGGUAUGGAUCAAAAUGUUUUUCCUGCAGUCUUGUCUUGCAGAACAAUAUAGCAACUCUGUGCUGCUGGAAGGCACCACAGUCGAAUGUGGCCUGAAUUUCCCUUCAUGAUGGAGAACACAAAGCCCCCAUGGACACGAGCAUUUCAAAAUAGGCUACGAAUGUUCAAUGAGCUAUUAGGAGAAGCAAAUGUAUAAACGAAAUGUUAUCCUUUUUUUCUCUAGUUGAGACAUGAGCUUUUCACUUUAGGUUGUUUUCUGGGGGGGUUUUUUUUGGUUGUUUUUUUUUUGGAAAUAAUUUUUAGACUUACAGGAAGAAACUGAUUUUCCUUAUUAUUUGUAUCAUAUUGAGAGGUUCUGGUGUCUUAAAAUCAGUGUUCCAUCACUCAUAGCAACUACACUUACAAGUGUGAUAUAUAAGGUAUGUACAAAUGACUUGAGUCUAACAUUGAAAAAUAGUCCUCACAUAUAUUCAAUAUUUUAUACAGAUUUUUGACUUUUUCAUAUUUUUCAGGUUUACAGCCUGUCAGCCAUCAUCAUAGUUUUUCUGCCCUGAUAUAUAUGGAUAGUUGGCUGUGUGUGGUCCACCCCUAGGGCUUUGUUCAGUUCUGUUAUAUAUUUUAUACUGUCCUUAUGUACGUUCUGAAAAGUGUGGCUGUUUUUUGUGCUGAUUUGCUUCAGACGACUCAACAGAUGACGCUGACAUGAAACAAGUGCUAGUUGUGAACUUCUUGUUGUGCUGCCUGGCCUUAGAGCUGUGUUAACCAUUC
This is a messenger RNA of Aplysia californica (California sea hare), 5003 nucleotides long. RefSeq names its product cytochrome P450 2C30. The transcript has 8 exons. Gene Ontology annotation, biological process: xenobiotic metabolic process. The record is from RefSeq and is a predicted model, not a curated record. Gene Ontology annotation, molecular function: oxidoreductase activity, acting on paired donors, with incorporation or reduction of molecular oxygen, reduced flavin or flavoprotein as one donor, and incorporation of one atom of oxygen; iron ion binding; heme binding. Gene Ontology annotation, cellular component: cytoplasm; intracellular membrane-bounded organelle. NCBI's taxonomy places the organism in Eukaryota, Metazoa, Mollusca, Gastropoda, Aplysiida, Aplysiidae. Bases 180 to 1712 code for a protein of 510 amino acids.